Messenger RNA from Odontomachus brunneus, 9229 nucleotides. It is a transcript of the gene Ask1, whose product is annotated as mitogen-activated protein kinase kinase kinase 15. Gene Ontology annotation, molecular function: ATP binding; protein binding; protein kinase activity. The transcript is spliced from 24 exons. Lineage: Eukaryota; Metazoa; Arthropoda; Insecta; Hymenoptera; Formicidae. The record is from RefSeq and is a predicted model, not a curated record. Gene Ontology annotation, biological process: protein phosphorylation; MAPK cascade. The coding region runs from base 3404 to 7471 and encodes 1355 amino acids.
UUCUGCAGUUAUUUGCAUCUCCAAGAAGUAACACGCAAUUCGCCGAAACUCUUCUCUAUUCUUUGAUGCGAGGUUUAACGUGAAGGGCCGGAUAUCGAGAAGGGGAUGGCUGGUUGACACGUGUCUUCCAAGCGCCUGUUCCAGGGUUGAGCGGCUAUUCUUGGCGCGAGAUUCCUAGAGCGGAUCUUGUCGCUCUUGCUAGUUUCCUGGCAACUCUCGCUUGGCUGCCGACAAUCGUUCCCCUAUCGCGGUUUCUGUCGGCGUCGUUGAACAUCGCGCCUGGCGAACCGCUGGAACACGUACGUACGUACACGUCGCCGCACGCGCGCGUGUCGUGCGACCGACAACAUCGCAGACGCGAAAAUCGCUCGUCGUACAUACAUAUCGAUGUACGUACGUGCGCAGGUGACGGGCCGCGUAUGCGACGGUACGGACCUCGUACGUGACAGGAACGACGAGUGGGCGUGACGUGUACGUACACGCGUUACACGCAUUCCUUGACCGGUUUCUACACCGCGAGGCUCCCCGUGGAUCAGGCGAGUAUCUGCCCCGAGAUAGAAUAUCUUCCGCUGAUCCGAAAUUGCGCUCAGUUUUUCUUUUCGCGCGCAUUCCAUCGUCGCAUGAGCGGUGAACUGUCCCGCUGAAGACGCCACCGACAGAAACCUAAGUAGUGGAUGACGACGGCGAACUAUUUGUUGCUGUUUCGUAAACAAAUCUCAUCAGAAUAAUGAUUUAUGUGAGAUAAUGUAUCACAUGUACUACCGUAUACGACGAUCCUCAGCGAAUGGUCAAGCGUCAUCGUCAUCAUCGCGAUUGAUUCAAGAUGUUAGGAAAAUAGAAUAUCUAUUCCUUACGUCUGCCUUAUGUGUCAAUAUCUCGUUUAUGGAUUCUGAUAUUUGCUCCUCUUUUCUUGCCGUUAUAUACUGUUCAAAAUAUAGUUAGACGAUUACUUCUUCAAAUCACUUGGCACAUGUUUUAAAUAUCGGAAGUGUCUAUUUUAAUUCUUCAGCAAAUGUCCACGAUGUCCAAUAGAAUCUGCAUUUCAGUCAUUUAUACGUGGCUCAAGCUGCAGAACCAUUCAGCACAGAGCUAUCCGUUCACCGCGAUAUCCCGAUUGUUUCGAGCGAUUUCAUUUCAAGGUGUGUUGGCUGGCCCAUGUGGUGCUCCUUCACGUGCUCAAUGACGUGUGGUUUGGCGUCGGUCGUGGGGCAGGCCAGUUCUUGGGGACCCCCUGGCGUAGGAUAGUAGCGUAACGAGGAGGUUGUUCGCGUCAUCUCGGCAGCUCAGCGACACCGCGGACGCCCUGGGACAGCCUCCAAUCAUCUUAUGCACUCCUCUUGAAAGGGGAGCGCUGCGGAGUGGCCGCUCCGCGCAUCAGUGCGCCCCACUAUUCUUCACGCACUCGCAAACCGCGUACAUACGAACGUGACGCGCGCUCAGCUUUGCGCUGAGCGCCGUCUCUUUCGAUUGAUUUUCUGCCAUCAUGUGACCACAGUACCUGUAUUUCAACUGCGGUCUCUCGAUGGUACCUCGAAACUCGAAUUUUCUAUCGUUUUCCAAGCACGAGUGAGUUACCGAUAUUGGUACAAUAGUUACAUUACAAUACAAUGCAUUGCAUUACAAUGUCCGUUGUGCGAUUGGACUGUUGAUAGGAAUACUACAACGCAAUGCGAAUCACCUGUUCUAUUUUUAUUUAUUUAAUAGAUUUCUUUCUCAAAACACGCACUGUGCAAGUGGCUGCAUGGAAGAUGUUGGGUGCGAUCGCACUCGCAAUGAGACCUUGCGGUUGUUUUGCUUCUUUUCAUAGAAGUAGUUGAGUCAUGUUGUGUAAACGAGAAGAUACGUUCUUCAAGUUUUACACGGAAAUUCGACCGCUGAGUAUAUGCGCACCGGACAGCAUCAAUGUAUCCGAUUGUAUAUACGUGUACAAGAGGCAGUUGCAAUAGUCAUACGCAUCUGAGAGACUCACGACUCUUUCGUACUCCUGAUAACCUAUUCGUAUGGAGUUCAUUGGUACGUUUCCACGAGGCUCCGUGCUGUAGCACCCGAUUCGAACGAACGCGAAUGACCCGCAAUCUUGUUACUCUACUUUCGCGAUCUGCGGUGACUGUCUAAACGUUCAUGAUCUCCCAGUAGAAGGUCGACUCUAGUCGAUCGACAAAAGUAUUUCGCUACCAAUCGCUUGGAUGGCGAAGACUUCCGUUGUGCGUGGCAAAUAAUCCGGACAAAAUUAAAUUCUAACAGGAACUGCCGAACUAAUCGUCCAAUCUCACAUAGUCUUCUUCGAAGUUUUCAACGUUGGCCUAUAAAUUCUGUGUCGUCUCUUCCAUCACUUCUGAAACACGAAACUUAAUUAUCUAAGAGACAUUUACAAAUUGUCUCCCCGCGACUGUUACGACUCUUCUUCUUCGACGAAGAACGUGUCGGAAAUAGAAAAAAGAACAGAGAGAAUUCUAUUCUUUUUUCUAUUCUAGAAAUAAACAUAAGCUACAGGGACUAAAUUUGGAUUGUAUGGAUAUAGAGACAGAGAAACUCGAAGAAAGAAUAAAACUGGAAGUAUGUUCUUGAAUAAAGUUAAUGUAUGUUGUACGACUCUGGGGUUCAAUAUAACCGAGCCCGCAGUAUGGAUUAGUAAUAAUGCCGCUCGAAGCGCGUGCUGUAUAUUCCACUUCUCUCGAUUGUGCCUAUGAAUGUAUAUGUCAAGGACUUUCCAUUGACCCGGACGAUUGCGUUAAUAAGACGACUGAUUUUUCUGAAGAGAGAGGAAUGAGAAGAAUCCGACACGUGCGACGGUUUCUCACACGUGGGAGAAGCUAUUGUUAGACUGAGCUAUAAAUUUUGAUUCAAGUCGUUUUGAUUUGAUUUGUCAAGAAAAAAUUGCUUGCAAAUUAACUGAAGUGUCUGUAAACUAAAUAUUCGCGACGUUGUCUUAUUAGAUAUCCUGCACAACACAGUUCAUAAUGCAUAACAUUUUCUUAUCGUGUUACGUCACAUCAACAGGAUGAUACGUGUCUCUUUAAUGCGCUCUAAUAUGCUUAUGUAAAUGAUUUAAUGCCAUUCAAGCACGCAUCUCGUCAACUAACGUCGAGCUUCGCGCGGUCUCAGAGUCUCGAUACGAUUUGCUCUAUCUUGAGAGUGUCUAUUUUUAUACCGGCAGAGCGCGACUGAUCUCGCUGCCAUCUGUGAAGCGGCACGAAAUGCUACACGCGAGCAAGGAUAUUGGUGUGUGCGCGACCUCGACUCCGGAUUUGUGUGCUCCACAAGAAAUGGAUGGUAGUUUCUAUGAUGUGCGCGACAAGAGGUAGGUACAUAUCGGGUUUAGCCGUAGAGUUUUCGGACUGUGCUAGAAAAUAGGAGGUCAAGAGAAACGCCAGUUGUGCCUGAUAGCGGAGUCUUGUACAAUAUGCCUUCCAUUUGCGGCGAUAUGGGUGAUAUGACUGGUAUCAUGGAGGGUAUUUCCAGUACAGAUAGUAUUGGGACACAGAGUGACAUAUCGGGACACACAACUGUGACAGGAAGACCAAGAAUGGACGUGGCUUGUGUAUUGGACUUGCAACAAGCAGAACAUCUUGCCCAACGAAAGAGAGCAUUAGAUGAAGUUAGACAAGCCUGCAAUUUGGUCAAUGCUAACAUACAUCAUAUCCAGUUUGAGAAGCUUGAUUUCGGUGAAACUAAUGUACUGGAUACUUUCUAUAAUGCCGAUGUGGCAGUUGUAGAUUUAAGUAUCAAGUUGCAACAAUCUGCAUUAUUUUAUCAUCUUGGUGUCAGAGAAAGCUUUGGUAUGAAGGAAAAUAUCUUGCUUUAUAAUGAUGUGGAUACAGAGGCUACGAUUAGACUGAAGUUAUCCUGUGGCAGCUACACGUUCGUCUCGUAUCGUGUUGUGGAAUGUGGUUCAUGUGUGGCUACUAAUCCAGCAGCUAGUAGAAUCACAGGCGAAGAAGCAAUAGACCCUAAACAACAUCUCACUCUGAAACUUAAGAAAUUGUUUCAAGAUGUGGAAAUACAAUCCAAAGCACACAUGAAGGAGAAAUUUCUGGCAGAUUUGCGCAAAGCGCGUGAGACAUAUUCUGGAGAGGAGCUCUCCAGGGCCUUGAAUAAUAUGCGCAAACGUUUAGAUGACCCAAAUGUUUUGUCAGGAGAAGUUGUUCUUAAUGUUCUUAUUUCAUUCCGGGAAAUACAGGGUUAUGACGCAAUGGUACAAUUGGUUGAUGAUUUAAGAACUAUACCGACCCACAAGAAUUAUAUAAAUACUCCAGCUAUUAGAUAUUUAUAUGCGUUUGCAUUAAAUCGACGAAAUAAGGAGGGUGAUCGAGAGAGAGCGUUAAAAGUUAUCGAAAAAGCGUUAGAAAAGAAAGAGAAUCAUGUUCCGGAUAUGUUGUGUCUAUGUGGCAGAAUAUACAAAGAUAUAUUUGUAGAAAGUAGGCAUACCGAUCAGGAGAGUUUAAACAACGCGAUCCAUUGGUAUAGAAAGGGUUUUGAGGUCCAACCUAAUGAAUAUGCUGGUAUAAAUCUUGCUACUUUAUUGGUCAUAGCUGGGAAUGAAUUUUCUAAGAGUGAAGAAUUACAACACAUAGGAAUGGUAUUAAAUAAUUUAAUUGGCAAGAAAGGCAGUUUAUCGAGCUUGAAAGAUUAUUGGGAUGUAGCAACGUUUUUUGAAAUCAGUGUGUUAGCGGAAGAUUACUCAAAGGCCAUACAAGCAGCUGAAUAUAUGUUUAAAUUGAAGCCACCAAAUUGGUAUCUGAAAUCGACGAUAGGCAAUAUAUCACUGAUAGACAGAUUUCGUAAAAGAAAUGAAGAAGCUGAAAUUUCACCGGAGGAGCAAAUAUUUAGUUUUUGGAUGGACUACUUUGUCGAAGCUACAAAGCCGGAGGUUGGCGAUAGUAUACGGUUUCCAAUUCUAGUGUUGGAACCAACAAAAAUCUUGAUGCCAAGUUAUGUAAACGUAAAUCUAGGCGCAGAGGAGAAAUCUAUACAAAUAUGGAAUUUGUGCCUGGAUAACAUGAAAAAUAACUGCAAGCAAGUUCAUGAUUGGCUAUUUACUGCAAACAUGAUACGUAGCGUUAGUUUGUACAAAAGAGACGAGAGAUGCCUGUUCUUGUAUGUUCAUCAAAAUUCGGACGAUUUUCAAAUGUAUUUGCCGUCAGCGCAAUGUAGACAACGAUUUUACGAUCUGAUCUUAGAAAUGACUAGAGAUCAGGAAGGCAUGGUUACAGACUUGGAUGCCUAUAUGACUGACGAUCGCAUGAAGUUCGAGUAUGAAUUGGACGAUCAAAAUAAGCGCAUAGUUCUCGGCAAAGGCACGUACGGCAUAGUAUAUGCAGCACGUGAUUUAAAUACUCAGGUCAGAAUUGCUGUAAAAGAAAUUCGUGAGCGAAACUUGGGCGAUGUGCAGCCUCUGCACGAAGAAAUUAAAUUGCACAGUCAAUUGAGACACAGGAAUAUCGUUCAAUACUUGGGCUCUGUAAGUGAGGAUGGAUAUUUCAAAAUCUUUAUGGAACAAGUGCCUGGAGGAAGCUUAUCAGCUUUGCUGAGAUCAAAGUGGGGCCCUUUAAAAGAAAACGAAUCAACAAUUUCAUAUUAUACCAAGCAGAUGUUGGAAGGCCUUAAAUAUCUCCAUGAUCAGAAAAUUGUUCAUAGAGACAUAAAAGGUGACAAUGUGUUAGUAAAUACAUAUAGCGGAGUUGUCAAAAUUUCUGAUUUUGGUAUGUCAAAACGUUUGGCCGGUUUAUGUCCGAGUACGGAAACAUUUACCGGGACAUUACAGUAUAUGGCACCAGAAGUUAUUGAUAAGGGUCAACGUGGCUAUGGUGCGCCUGCGGACAUUUGGUCUUUAGGUUGCACGAUAGUUGAGAUGGCAACUGGCAAGCCUCCAUUCAUAGAACUAGGUUCUGCGCAAGCGGCUGUUUUUAAGGUGGGAUAUUACAAAAUACAUCCCGAGAUACCAUCAGAAUUAUCGGAGAGAGCAAAAUCUUUUAUAUUGCGCUGCUUUGAACCAAACCCAGAUGUAAGAGCAACUGCGGCAGAAUUAUUAGAAGAUCCAUUUCUUAAUGAGAAAAAGAAGAGUAGCAGAUUGGCUGCACCCCCGGACUUCAGCAGAAGUAUAUCGGUUCCCGCGGACCGUUUGGAACGUUUGGGAAAAUGUGAUAAAACGAACAAUAAUCAUAUCGUUACUACUGCACCGAUUCAGAUGUCUCAGUCAGAUGAUAGUGGAGGGUUGACGAAGUCAAGCCCAUUGAGGGAACGCAGUCCGGCCCACCUAUUGUCUCCCAUCAGCAUGCCUUCUGCAACCCUCUCUUUUAACAGUACAAUAGGGAAUACUCCAUCAAUAGAGACUAGUGAAAGUGAUGCAACAGGUGCCUCGAUAACUAGAAGAAGUUCAUCUGGUGGAUUAUUAUCACCAGAGGUGGAAUUAGGAGGGCAACCGGGCCAAAAAUCUGGAGAAGAACAAGAAGGUUUUUAUUUGUUAAAAAAGGAUAGUCAAAGGCGCAUGACGUUAACGAGGGUUCUCAAUCAGGAUGAGGCAAAAAUUUGUGAAGUUUGGAUGAGAGGUAUACAUCAAGCAGAAGGACAAACAGUGUUGCAGAUGAGUCAUCUAGUGCUGCUCAUGCGUGGUUUAAGAGAUUACAUCGCAGAGCAAAAUCAGGAUGUGAUAGUGACUUCUAUUCGAACAUUGAAAGAAGAAUUAGAUUUCGAUUCGACAGCUAUUAAUCACCUACAUUUGGCUAUUUAUUUGUUUCAAACAGCAGUAAACGAAGUCCUCAGAAUGCAUAGCAUAAAGCCACAUUGGAUGUUUGCCUUGGAUAACUUAGUGAGAAAUGCUGUUCAAGCUGCUAUCACGGUAUUGUCACCCGAAUUAGGAGCUAACUUAUUGGGACAGGAACGAGUACAACCUGGUGGUCAAGUUCCUGAAGAAGGCUCCACAUCAUGUGUAUCCACAGUAAAUUCUGUUAAAUCUCCAAAAACUGGCGAUUCUAUUGAUAAUAAGUACUGGAAAGAAUAUAGAGAUCAAAUGGGAGUGUUGAAAAUGGAAAAUAUGAGAUUACUCCAAGAAUUGAUAGAAAGCCAAAAGUCGUAUCAGUCAUUAUUGCAACAAGUUCUUGAAGAACAGAGAGCACAAGUUGGUACAUUGACACAUCUGUGUGAAAAUAUCAAUAGGAAAGCAGAGAGACAGGAAUUAGGGAGUUAUAAUACAAGCAUUGCCGGAAAUAUAUCUCAACAAUCGGAGUUUUUAACAACUAUGGAUACGCGUAACAGUAAUAAUUUACAUUCAGAUAUGGCCCUCGUCGAUUGGUUACGAAAUCUGCAGAUAGACGAAUCAUCAGUCGAUAGAUUUUUAUAUGAAGAAUAUACACUGGAAGAUAUUUUGGAUCAUGUUACAAGAGACGAUCUCCGCAGGUUAAAUUUGAGGGGAGGAACUGAAAUCAGGAUAUGGCAAGCUAUACUGAAACAUCGCGAGAAUAAUGGAAAUUAAAUUGCGCAGACUAUAAUUAUAUUCUUCCAUUGAUAUUAGCAGCAGAUUGUCACUAAUCACUAAUAGUCGAAGUUUAAAGCAGGGUAAGAUAUUCGUUGCGAUUAGACCGCCACAAGAUAAACAUAUAAUGAUCUAAAUUGAUCAUGUUGUAAUAUUAGAUAUAAAUUAUGCCUCUAUAGAGAGUUUCUUCCGUGACACAGUAUACCGGUUCUCUUUGUAGUUCCUACAUGUAGGUUAAUAUUACUUUUUAUAGAGAAUUUCUGUACGUAUUACAUCUGCGCGAAUGAUGAUUUAAAUUAACAAAAUGUAUUAUAUCUUUUAGUGCUUUUGUCGCAGAUUUUAAUUAAUUUGCCAAAGUUCCAUGAUAUCAGAAUGUAAGAGAAACCAGUAUUUAUGUAUGGAAUAUAUUUCAUGCAUGUCACAUUGUUUUGUUGUAAGAAAUUUUUCAGUUUGAAUUUCUAAAUUCAAUUUCACUUUUACACGUUUGAAUUAUUAAAUCAGAGUCGGUAUUAAUAUUGAAACGGUCAAAUAAGUAAUAAAAAAAGUUGUGCAAAUGCAACUUAUUAAUGAUGCAAUAAUAUUUGAUAUUAUGCUUUGUUCUGUAAAAUAAUGACGUCCGAUAGAAGAAACAGAUGCUUCCGAUGGUUAUUCAAAUAAGUGAUGUAAGUUAUACAUUACUUUACAAGGUACUAUAUAUUCACUGCGCUAAAUAUUUAUAAAUGAAACUAUUUAUGAGAAAAAAACUGUAAGAUUGCACCAUAGACAAACUGCCAGUGAAAAAUAUUGAUUAAAAAGAACUCGUAUUUUCACGUGAAAUCACAUAGUAAUGUUAAAAUAUUAAACAAUUAUUAUACAACAUUUAAUCUUUGCAAAUGGGGACGCAAUUAUAUACAUAUAGUGCCUUAUCAAACUGGCUCUAGUACAAGAAAAUAUAUUUAUUAUACAUAAUUAAUACGUAUUUAUACUCCAAAAUAUUCGAGGGUUUUAAACAUUUUUCGUUUUAAAAUUUUAUGUUCGAGAGGAACGAAAAUAUACUUGCCCACGCGUCGCAAUAACUGGCACGUCUUCCCCACAUAGAGAUAUUACUCGAAUGCUUUUUUGUAAAUAGAAUUCUUCGUGUAGUUUGUAAGCGCUUUACAUUAUUUCGUUUUUGUCGGACAAAUUCAAACAGAUUCUUCAGCGUUUCUUCCGAAUUUUGUAGAUAUGAGUUUUUGUAUGACAGUAAAUCUCUUCUAUGCGAUAUUGUAAAGGAAGGAAAAGAUCGAUAUUUCUUGCGAUGCACAAUAUCUUGUACAGUUUGAUUUUUAAUAUUUUUUAUGUAUAGUCGAACUGAAUUUACGCAAUCUAAUCUUAAGUAUUCUCGAUGGAUUUCUUUCUCAAAAUGACUGUCAUCAUUUUCAUCGAAAUCAUUGUCUCAAUAAUAUAUUGCUUGAUUCAGUCCGAUUAUUCACACACUAACAUAGAAGGUAUAUGAUCUAACGACUGACAAAAAUUAAUUUGAUAAAAGAUAUUUUCAUGUAAUAAUAAUAGACUAGAAAUAACAGAGCCCCUAUCAUAAUGUGUGUUGGUGCUUGUUCCUGAGUAUCUUGACUGAAGUAUUUCUGCAAUUCUACGCAUGAAUCUGCUACAAACAAUUAAGGAAAUAAACUUCGGAACAAGUAGCCAAAGCUAUUGUUGAAUAUUUUUCACUCACAUUUAAAACAGGAUUAAUUAUUGUUGCUCGCAUGUGCGAUCGUUUGUAAUAAAGGAAUAAACAAA